AUAAUAAAAAAAAUGACGGAAACGUGUUUUCCAUGUUAAGUGUUUGAAAAGAGUUGUGCUAUUAUUAGCUUUUAAUAAUAUGAAGCGCGGCCGGGCAGCAAUCUUUUGCGUCAGAGAGUGCUAGCGCCGCACACUGCAUGUCAAUUCCAGUAGAGGGUACAUGUGCUACUUGCAUCUUGUGCUCAGUCCUGGAAGCCAGGUUUAUGGAUGCGCUGCGAGUGGGUUUACUACGUUAUUACGGCUUCUUCUGCAGCUCAUCUAAUUGAUUCGCAGAAUUAUUUCUACAAGGAAGCCGGGCUGUCUUUGUAAGCAUCGUGUUAAGAGACACAACAGCGAAGACGAAAGCCAACAAUAAGAACAAAAAUAACCCCAGAAAACUCCCUGGAGCUGCCUGUCCUGUUUCAAACCAGCCAGCAAACCGCCACAUCAUCCCCGCAUCGCUUGUUGCUGUAGGUUUAGGAUCUGGUCGACUGUCCCAAAUGCCUAAGAACAGCAAAGUGACGCAGCGCGAGCACAGCAAUGAGCACGUCACUGAGUCCGUGGCUGACCUCCUGGCCCUUGAGGAGCCCCUGGAUUACAAGAGCAGCGUGCUGAACGUGGGGGGCAUGCCGCCAUCUCCGCGCAAGAACAAGGCCGUGGAGGAGCCCCAGGACCCGGGGGAGGAGCGGCCAGCCUGGAACAGCAAGCUCCAGUACAUCCUGGCCCAGGUGGGCUUCUCUGUGGGGCUCGGCAACGUGUGGCGAUUCCCCUACCUGUGUCAGAAGAACGGAGGAGGCGCCUAUCUGAUCCCGUAUUUCAUCCUGCUCAUCAUCAUCGGGAUCCCGCUCUUCUUCCUGGAGCUGGCGGUGGGGCAGAGGAUCCGGCGGGGCAGCAUCGGGGUGUGGAACUACGUGUGCCCACGGCUUGGGGGCAUCGGCUUCUCCAGCUGCAUGGUGUGCUUCUUUGUGGGUUUGUAUUACAACGUGAUCAUUGGCUGGAGCAUCUUCUAUUUCUUCAAGUCGUUCCAGUACCCCCUGCCCUGGAGCGAGUGCCCCCUGGUUAAGAAUGGAUCAGUGAGCAUUGUGGAGCCGGAGUGCGACAAGAGUUCGGCCACCACCUACUUCUGGUACCGCGAGGCGCUGGACAUCUCCAACUCCAUCUCGGAGAGCGGCGGCCUCAACUGGAGGAUGACGCUGUGCCUGCUGGCAGCCUGGUUGGUCGUGGGCAUGGCUAUGAUCAAGGGGAUCCAGUCCUCGGGGAAGGUUAUGUAUUUCAGCUCUCUGUUCCCUUAUGUGGUGCUCCUCUGCUUCCUGGUUCGAGGGCUGUUGCUGAGGGGGGCGGUGGACGGCAUUGCCCACAUGUUCACACCCAGGCUGGAGAAGAUGCUGGAGCCGCAGGUGUGGAGGGAGGCAGCCACGCAGGUGUUCUUCGCCCUGGGGCUGGGCUUCGGGGGCGUGAUCGCCUUCUCCAGCUACAACAAGCAGGACAACAACUGCCACUUCGAUGCAGCCCUCGUCUCCAUCAUAAACUUCGUCACCUCCGUGCUGGCCACGCUCGUGGUCUUCGCCGUGCUCGGCUUCAAGGCUAACCUCAUGAACGAGAAGUGUGUCGUGGAGAAUGCUGAGAAGAUCAUGGGCUACCUGAACUCCAAUGUUCUGAGCCAUGACCUCAUCCCCCCGCACGUGAACUUCUCUCACCUGACGGCGCAGGAUUACACCGAGAUGUAUGGCGUGAUCAGGACGGUGCGUGAGGGCAGCUUUUCUGAGCUGGGGCUGGAGCCCUGCCAACUGGAGGACGAGCUCAACAAGGCUGUCCAGGGGACAGGGCUGGCGUUCAUUGCCUUCACAGAAGCCAUGACACACUUCCCUGGCUCCCCCUUCUGGUCGGUGAUGUUCUUCCUGAUGCUCAUUAACCUGGGGCUGGGCAGCAUGAUCGGCACCAUGGAGGGCAUCAUCACACCCAUCGUGGACACCUUCAAAGUGCGCAAGGAAAUCUUCACGGUGUGCUGCUGCACCAUGGCCUUCCUCAUCGGCCUGCUCUUUGUCCAGCGCUCAGGGAACUACUUUGUCACCAUGUUCGACGACUACUCUGCAACGCUGCCCCUCACCAUCGUCGUCAUCCUGGAGAACAUCUCCGUCGCCUGGUUCUAUGGGACAGAGAAGUUCAUGCAGGACUUAACGGAAAUGCUGGGGUUUCGGCCGUCCUGCUUCUAUUUCUACAUGUGGAAGUACGUCUCUCCCCUGUGCCUGGUGGUGCUCAUGUUCACCAGCAUCAUUCAGAUGGGCCUCAGCCCUCCUGGGUACAGCGCCUGGAACGAGGAGACGGCUAGCGAGCGGUUCCUGAGCUACCCCUCCUGGGCGCUGGGGAUGUGCUUCACCCUGAUCACCCUGGCCAUGCUACCAGUGCCUGUGGUCUUCAUCGCCCGCCAGUUCCACCUCCUCUCCGACGGCUCCAACACCCUCUCCGUUUCCUACAAGAAGGGACGCAUGAUGAUGAAGGACAUAUCCAACCUGGAGGACAACGACGAGACCCGCUUCAUCCUCAGCAAGGUGCCCAGCGAAGCCCCUUCCCCUAUGCCGAACCACCGCUCCUACCUGGGGCCCGAGGGCCCCUCGUCCAUGGAGACGACCAACACCAGCCCCAACAGCCGCUACGGGACAGGCUACCUGAUGCCUACCACGCCAGAGUCCGAGCUAUGAUCGUUAGGUUAGCAGGUGGCAUUUCCCUUACCAACAAAACCAGCUGCAGUAUUCUGGACACAGUAACUCGUCAAAGCUGCUCUACAGCCCUUGAUUCUGAAAGACUCCUACCAGAGCAUCUUUUUAAUGAUCUGUCUUAGUUCUCUUAUUCAAGCUCCUGAUUGGUUGAUUCCCGUGAAUAAGGGGGUCGUUAAACACUGGAGCCCUCACUGGGACUAAUCUAGAGUGAAUGAGACACUGCUUCGAUCAUUAAAUAGACCUCUUGCUCUUUUAGAAAAGGGUAUGGUUAUUGCAAGUGUAUUUGGACAGGUGAAUUCAGAUGUUUUCAGAUGUUAGUGUGAGUGUGCCUGUAUCGUAUGUUACUAGUUUUGUAACCUUACCAGUUCAUGUUUUGUUCCCACAGUACGGUGCACGUGGUUUUUUCUCAUGGUAAUCUUGAUUAGUCUUUAAUACAGGUUUUGUCUGGUACGUUCUUCUUUGGGAUUGCUGUGGGAAUCUCUUUUGCAGUAUUACUGUGUCAGAGUGCUGCCGUACAGAGUUACUGUCUCCAGAAUACUGCGCUGUACCACAGUUCACGGGAGACAUGCUGUGGUGUUUUUGUAAGGGUUGGUUUGG
Polyodon spathula (Mississippi paddlefish) is the source of this 3293-nucleotide messenger RNA. RefSeq names its product sodium-dependent neutral amino acid transporter SLC6A17-like. Bases 480 to 2678 code for a protein of 732 amino acids. The transcript is spliced from 12 exons. NCBI's taxonomy places the organism in Eukaryota, Metazoa, Chordata, Actinopteri, Acipenseriformes, Polyodontidae. Gene Ontology annotation, biological process: alanine transport; glycine transport; sodium ion transmembrane transport. The record is from RefSeq and is a predicted model, not a curated record. Gene Ontology annotation, cellular component: plasma membrane; synaptic vesicle.